CUGUUGAAGAGCAUCUAAAAAGCACCGCAUUUGCGCCUUUUCACAGAUUUACAUACAAUCUGAACUGCCUCAUUCAUUGCACGAUUCAUGAUUACUGCGAAAGCGAAUACUGUAAAUGUUUGUGAACAGAAGCCUCGUCUGGUCAGUCUCGGUGCUCUCUAACAAAUCCACAUGUAAGAUCUGCAGGAGCAUGUGAACAGCAAUGAUAACAUCUGGAACUCUUUACUUUGGUUCCCCCUUGUAGACCCCAGUGAUAGAAGUCAGAGAAGACCAGCCAUGAGUUUUGUAGAGUAUUCAGAGUUUAUCCAGGAGGGUGAUGUUGCCAUUAUCUUCCUGGGUCAUGACUCAAUGAUGCCAGUCAAGGUGCAGCAGGGUUCCCAAACACAAACACGCUAUGGAGUCAUCCGCCACUCCAAGGACCUGAUAGGCCAGCGCUUUGGCACAAAGGUCACCUGCGGCAAAGGCGGCUGGGUCUAUGUGCUGCACCCCACCCCUGAGCUGUGGACCCUCAACCUGCCCCACCGCACCCAGAUACUCUACACAACAGACAUUGCCAACAUUACUAUGAUGCUGGAGCUCAAGCCUGCCUCUGUCGUCUGUGAAUCAGGUACGGGCAGCGGGUCUUUGUCCCACGCCAUCCUGCGCACCAUCGCGCCCACGGGCCACCUGCACACUGUGGAGUUCCACCAGCAGCGUGCUGAGAAGGCGGAGGAGGAGUUCAGGGAGCACCGCGUAGGCCACCUGGUCACCGUCCGUAACCAGGAUGUCUGCAAGGAGGGCUUUGGAGUGACGGGGGUGGCAGACGCUGUCUUCCUGGACAUCCCCUCUCCCUGGGAGGCCGUCCAACAUGCCAAGAACGCCAUGAAGAGGCAGGGGGGACGUUUGUGCUCCUUCUCCCCAUGUAUUGAGCAGGUGCAGAAGACGUGUGCGGCACUGGCUGAUGAGGGUUUCGAGGAGAUCAGCACUCUGGAGGUUCUGCUGAAGGUGCAUGACGUACGCACCAUCACGCUCCCCCUACCAGACUUUGGUCCUGACCGGCCCCUGGAGACCCCCACCGACACCCCAGUCCCUAGCAACACCUCUGUUCUCUGUAAGACAACCACGCCCCCCAGGGAGAUGGCAGGGCACACAGGCUACCUCACCUUUGCCACCAAACCCCGGGUGUAGAGGACUGACUGCUGGAGGUUGUAGAGACUGUUGGUCUAGGAGGCUAUGUCAGGGGAGCUCCAAAAGGUCUAAAUGCAGUGCUGAUGACUUGGGACCUAACCUGACCCGGGUGGAAAACCUCUGCUCACAGACUGAUUUACUGGAUUUUCCCCUUCCUCUUCCCUGCACAGCUAAAACUCUACAUUUCAGUUGACAGCUGACUUCCUCUUCGAGAGAGACGUGAUUGAGAAAUUGCUGCUGUUUUAGUCUCUUUCCAAUGUCUUCCGUAGACUUGGAUGAACGCGUGCAUACACACACACACACACACACGCUCAAACACUCUCACAGAGGGAGGGAAGAGAAAGCUAAAUGGGAUUUUGUUAAUAGGCAGCUGAUUGCUGAGGGUCUCUACACAGGGCUGUGGAGAGCUGUCUGAGAGGUUCGCUCUUAGUCUGUCAUGUACAAUCACUCUUAUCAUGCCACCGAUAUCUUCUUGCAUCAUUCAGGAUUGAAAUAAUAGUACCUUAUUUCCCAUUGAUGGUUAAAAUAAUCUCCCAUUACUACCCAGUUUCUCUCUUCAGUUUGUUUCGAGGACAUGGCCUUUUUUGUGUGAAAUUGUUAUAUUUGUUUUGCACUUUGUGUUUAGGAGAAUUUGUAUUUUUUCUCAGCCUUGUUACAGCAUCUCCCCUCAGCAAAAUAAACCUUACCAUCCUUCCUACUGC
Messenger RNA from Coregonus clupeaformis (lake whitefish), 1868 nucleotides. RefSeq names its product tRNA methyltransferase 61A (gene trmt61a). The record is from RefSeq and is a predicted model, not a curated record. NCBI's taxonomy places the organism in Eukaryota, Metazoa, Chordata, Actinopteri, Salmoniformes, Salmonidae. Gene Ontology annotation, biological process: tRNA methylation. The transcript is spliced from 4 exons. Gene Ontology annotation, cellular component: nucleus; tRNA (m1A) methyltransferase complex. The coding region runs from base 277 to 1167 and encodes 296 amino acids.